Messenger RNA from Acinonyx jubatus (cheetah), 2683 nucleotides. It is a transcript of the gene KLC3, whose product is annotated as kinesin light chain 3. The transcript has 12 exons. Gene Ontology annotation, molecular function: kinesin binding. Lineage: Eukaryota; Metazoa; Chordata; Mammalia; Carnivora; Felidae. The record is from RefSeq and is a predicted model, not a curated record. Gene Ontology annotation, cellular component: kinesin complex; membrane-bounded organelle; cytoplasm. Gene Ontology annotation, biological process: axo-dendritic transport. The coding region runs from base 816 to 2339 and encodes 507 amino acids.
UGAGAUCACGGCCUGAGCCGAAGUCCGACGCUCAACCGACUGAACCACCCAGGCACCCCACGUUAUGUUUUUAAGAAGGGAGUGUGUGUGUGCGUGUGUGUUUCUGAGAAACUAGGUACGUGUUGUGCUGUAUUUGAAAAAAGAGCGUGUAUUCUGUUUCCGAGAGGAGAAUGUGUGUGCCGCCCUGUGUAAUUAAGAAGGGAGGUUGUGCGUGUCUUGGGGUCUAUUUCUGGGACGGGAGUGCGUUUGUGCGCUUGUGUGUGUGUAUGAGGGCUCCAGAGGCCCCACCAGCUGUGUCACUGACUUUGUCACCCACAUACAACCACAUGAAGCGCCACACGUGAGACCCCCACGUGUCACCCUGUAGGCCUCGGACUCUGAGCUGUCACAUGGCCAAUGUGACAUCCGUGGGCCGUGCCUGCCACACGUGUGUCCCAACAUGCCUUGGGCUGGCGGAGCCUGUCUGCCGUGGAGGCCAGAGCCCCUGUUCCCUUGGGAUCUGUCGGCAUCUCAGGCCCCGGGAGCUGACACAUGGGCCCCCCCUUUCCUGACCCCCCAAUUCCAGAGGGCUCCUCUGCUUCUGGUGCCCCAGCCCCUUGGCCCUCUCCUCCGGGCCCCACCCCACCCCCAGUGGUCUGACUGGUUCCCAACAAAAACACCCUAAGAAUGAGCUCACGGAGAGGCUGCUGCCUCCGCACGCCCCGCCCCACACGCCCAGCCUAGGAGGGUGCCUCCAGUCCCAGGUCACAGAGCCCGGAGUGCUGGGCCAGGGUCCCUGGGGCCCUUGGGGUGGAGGGGGCUGGCCAGGAGCGGCGAUGUCCGUGCAGGUGGCGGCCCCCGGAAACGCGGCCCUGGGCCCGGAGCGCCUGAGCCCCGAGGAGCUGGUGCGCCAGACACGGCAGGUGGUCCAGGGGCUGGAGGCCCUGCGGGCGGAGCACCGUGGCCUGGCCAGGCACCUGGCGGAGGCCCUGGCAGGGCAGGGCCUGGUGGCGGGCUUGGAGCUACUGGAAGAAAAGCAGCAGGUGGUGAGCCACGCGCUGGAGGCCAUCGAGCUGGGACUGGGUGAGGCCCAGGUGCUGCUGGCCCUGUCCGCGCACGUGGGCUCCCUGGAGGCAGAGAAGCAGCGGCUGCGAGCGCAGGCCCGGCGGCUGGCCCAGGAGAACUCGUGGCUGCGGGAGGAGCUGGAGGAGACGCAGCGACGGCUGAGGGCCAGCGAGGAGGCUGUGGCCCAGCUGGAGGAGGAGAAGAGCCACCUCGAGUUCCUAGGGCAGCUGAGGCAGUAUGACCCGCCCGCGGAGAACCAGCGGCCUGAAUCCCCGCCUCGCCGGGACAGCCUGGCCUCCCUGUUCCCCAGUGAGGAGGAAGAGAGGAAAGGUCCGGAGGCAGUGGGGGCCGCAGCCGCUCAGCAGGGGGGCUAUGAGAUCCCCGCCCGCCUUCGGACCCUGCACAACCUCGUGAUCCAGUACGCAGGGCAGGGCCGCUACGAGGUCGCCGUGCCACUGUGCCGCCAGGCCUUAGAGGACCUCGAGCGGAGCUCAGGCCACUGCCACCCUGACGUGGCCACCAUGCUCAACAUCCUGGCGCUGGUGUACCGGGACCAGAACAAGUACAAAGAGGCCACAGACCUUCUCCACGAUGCCCUGCAGAUUCGGGAGCAGACGCUGGGCCCCGAGCACCCCGCGGUGGCCGCCACCCUCAACAACCUGGCUGUGCUCUAUGGGAAGCGCGGGCGUUACCGGGAGGCCGAGCCGCUGUGCCAGCGUGCCCUGGAGAUCCGCGAGAAGGUCCUGGGCACCGACCACCCGGACGUGGCCAAGCAGCUCAACAACCUGGCCCUGCUCUGCCAGAACCAGGGCAAGUUCGAGGAGGUGGAACAGCACUAUGCCCGAGCCCUGAGCAUUUAUGAGGCCCUGGGGGGGCCCCACGACCCGAACGUGGCCAAGACCAAGAACAACCUGGCCUCAGCCUACCUGAAACAGAACAAGUACCAGCAGGCAGAAGAGCUGUACAAAGAGAUCCUCAGCCGGGAAGACCUGCCUGCCCCUCUGGGAGCCCCCCCCACAGGCACGGCUGGGGACACAGAACAGCAGCCCCUGCGUCGGAGCAGCUCCUUCUCCAAGUUCCGCGAGUCCCUCCGGCGUGGAAGCGAGAAGUUGGUCUCCCGUCUCCGAGGCGAGGGGGUGGCUGGGGCAGCAGGAAUGAAGAGAGCCAUGUCGCUCAAUAUGCUGAACGUGGAUGGUCCAAAGGCUGCAGGGACCCAGGUGAGGGGGCACUCGGGUCAAGGAUGGAGUAGGGGGCCACGCUGGGCCCAGAGGCAAGGCUGGGUCCGGUCAGGCUAGAGUGGGGACAGAGACAGGGAUGGACCAGCUAGUGAGCACGCUGGGGGGCGGCCCUCACGGCGACUGGAGCCUGGCCUCGUCCUGCCCCUGUGCCUGUCCUCAGUUCGCCAACCAGCACCUGAGCGAGGCUGCUCGGACCCUCAGCGCCAGCACCCAGGACCUGGGCCCCCGCUGAAGUUGACAGGACCACACGGCUCCAGCUUCUCAGGAAGAGUGGGGAAGGGGUGGAGGUUGGCCUUUCAGCUCCCGGAUGAUCUCUCCCCUGGGGGGGCCCCGGGGUAUCGGGCUUCACUGUGCCCCACUCCCCUCCUGCGAUUAAAGGCUGUAGAUUCGGAAGCCAGGAA